AUCGAAGCCAAUGUCUCCAUUACCACCAAGUCGUUGAACCAUCUCACAGCCUGCGCGAUGCCACCAAAAAAGGGCAAACAAAUCGCCCGAAAACCCUCCACGAAUCCCAUCCCAGCACCUUUUGGCCCCGCGCCCCCCGAGCUCACUGAGUUACUAUCCACCUUCGACACCUCCAACGUCUACAUAAUCCACACCGAUCCCCACCCCGCGUGGUUCAAAAAGCGCAUAUUUCUCGUUCCCGUCCUACUCAAUCUCUCCAUAACCCUCAUCCUCUUAUGGCGCGCCUACUACAGCGUCCCACACUACUGGGCUAUCGUCCUCUCCAUCCUCGGAAACAGCAAUGAGACGACAAUAUUCUAUGCGAAGGAGACAUGGAGCGCGCUGAUAUGGAAGCUCUUAAAGCGCAUGACGGGACUCACGCUGGAUUGGAUAUUAUUCCGCAUCGUGGGACCCUGGCCGUGGAGCUUCUUCGCUGAACAGCCGGGCAAUCCUGUGAGCUGGCGGUGGAACGUCGGGUUCAGGGAUGAGGAGGUGUAUGUGAGGGUGAGCCGGGGGUGGGGUGCUAAAGACCUGCUCGGUGCGGCGGAGGGCGGUUCGGGCAAAGCUGGGGAAGAGAGUCCCUUCUUCAAGACACGGAUUCUGCCGGCGGUGGAUGGGCAGCGGUUGAGAGAGAAGACGGGCUAUCUGCUCAUGGACGGGGAUUUUGAUCUCGAUUUCUACGGCAUGAUUGCUGCGACGCAAUUGCUGGACAAAAAGGUCUUUACCUUGGAACAGGUCAAGAAACUCGUAGUCGUCUUCGUUGGUGACGAGGAGCAUGGGCAGUGGGCAGUCUGGGAGUGCUCAAAACUGGACGAAGGGUCUGAAACCGAAGCUCGGAACAAGGUUAUAGAGUUCAAGGACCGAUUGACAGCGAUGGGCAAGGAGAACCUGUUCUUCAAGUGGGUUGAGCUCAUCCAGUACGAGAGCAACGCCCCUGGCGGUUUUACACAGGACAGACAAAUGGCGGCUGCGGAGAAAGCAAAGAAGCUGUUUGAGGAGCAAGGCGUCGAUUGGGAGACGUUCAGCAGAGAAAUAGGUGGCCUUGACGGUAUGCCUGGCUUGUGAAUAAGGCUGGCAUUGGCGUUCCAGCAGAUCAUUAUGACUAUGAUACCCAAUACUGUACAGACCCAUACCGUGUCGCCUGACAUAUAACAUAUUUAGCUUCUCCCAAUCAUUCUUCUCCUGGUCCCUAUAUAUAGAACUCUUUCAUUCGCGGAUAUCUCGCGAUAUGAGUACUCGGACCUACACUACCCAGGGGCAUUACGAGUUGAUCUCCAUAUCAAGUAUGCUCGGGUAGCAAGCCGAUGUAUACCCGCGACGCCACAAAUAUGCGACGAUCAGAGAUUGCUCGAACGAUUCAGACGUCGAUAUUUCGGACCGUCAGAAGCUUUUUGAGUUGGCCGAACGCUUACAAUUAAUGUGCUCUGACGUAGAAGAUACGGUCGUCUGGUGGCCGCUCUCAUCAUGUUGCGUGAUCCACCAUGGGUUUCUACAG
Molecule: messenger RNA, 1534 nt
Organism: Cucurbitaria berberidis CBS 394.84
Lineage: Eukaryota; Fungi; Ascomycota; Dothideomycetes; Pleosporales; Cucurbitariaceae
Exons: 1
Coding region: 58-1104 (348 amino acids)
Source: RefSeq, a predicted model, not a curated record